This is a messenger RNA of Yamadazyma tenuis ATCC 10573, 753 nucleotides long. The record is from RefSeq and is a predicted model, not a curated record. Lineage: Eukaryota; Fungi; Ascomycota; Pichiomycetes; Serinales; Debaryomycetaceae.
AUGACUUCCACUACGUAUUUAAUUGUUGGUGCAACCAGAGGAAUUGGCUUUGCCUUCGCCAAGUCAUUGAGUGCAAACAAAGCCAAUUUGGUUAUUGGUACUGCCAGAUCUGAAGAGUCUGCAAAAAAGUUGCAAGCGCUUGGAUCAAAUGUAAAGACUUUUUUGAUUGAUAUGCAAGAUACUUGGGCUAAGUUUGAGGAUUCAUUCAAAGCCCUUGAAUCAUUGGCUCCCAAUGGUAUUGAUGUAUUUAUUCACAAUGCUGGUAUAGCUGGUCCUCCUUCUUUGGCACCUUCUUAUGCUUAUGAUGUUGAUACUUAUAAAGAGAUACUCGAAAUCAAUGUUGGUGGCCCGGCAAAAUCCUACAAAGCAGCUUACCAAUACAUCUUCAAAGGUGAAGGUAUCAAAAAAAUUGUGCUUGUCUCAUCUUCAGUUGGGCAGAUGGGUCACCAUAUUGGUGGGAAUGCUUAUAGCGCUUCUAAGGCCGCUCUCAACCACUUUGGAAUUCAGGUUUCACAAGAGAAUGCCGGCUCUGAAGUAGAAUUGAUCAAAGAUUCGGUCACUAUCUUGUUAUGCCCAGGGUUGGUUGAUACCGACUUUACGGCCCCGAUCAAGCAUUUGCUUCCACCCGAGGCAUUUCUGUCUCCAGAAAAAGCUGUCUCUAGAUGUUUGUCAGUGAUUGAGAAAAUUACCCCAACUGAUACCGGCAAGUUUUUUACUGGCGAAGGAGAAACGCAGCCAUUCUCUACAGUAUGA